This is a messenger RNA of Penicillium riverlandense, 1305 nucleotides long. RefSeq lists its product as uncharacterized. The coding region runs from base 1 to 1305 and encodes 434 amino acids. Lineage: Eukaryota; Fungi; Ascomycota; Eurotiomycetes; Eurotiales; Aspergillaceae. Gene Ontology annotation, cellular component: Golgi membrane. The transcript is spliced from 2 exons. Gene Ontology annotation, biological process: GPI anchor biosynthetic process. Gene Ontology annotation, molecular function: glycosyltransferase activity. The record is from RefSeq and is a predicted model, not a curated record.
AUGAGGCCCGUCUCACACGGUUUUGCUCGCUUAACGACGAAAUAUAAUUCUACUGCGCUUCAUUUCUUUCUCUUCUUCCUCUUGUUCUACGCUUUCCUUGCCCUAUUUGUGCGAGCCCAGUCAGCCCGCGACCCGGACUCGGUUUUCUUCCAGCCAACUGCCUACGAUCUGUCCUAUUCCGCCCUGAGACUCGAACAAGCUGAUGUCUUCAUCGACAAAGUGGAGCAGCAGAGCUCAGAGAUAGAGAUACCGAAAGCCUCGAGUCAGCCACAUCUGUGUGUCGGCUUCGCCACCAUCGCCCGCUCAGGGCGUCGCUAUUUCAGGAGCGCCGUCGGCACAGUCCUCGAGGGCUUAAGUGAAACGGAGCGCGCGGACAUAUACCUGAUUACACUUAUUGCACACACCGACCCACCGCAACACCCAGCAUAUAAUGAGACAUGGCUACACAAGGUGGUGGAUCGAGUACUACUCUAUAAUUCCACAGGCGUGGAUAUAGACGUUGACAUCGACUAUCUCCGCAGCCUAGAGGCUACAGAGAAGAAGAUGGAUGCAAAAUUGAAAGCCCUCUUUGACUAUAUAUUCUUACUAAAGGCGUGUGAGGCAGUCGGUGCUCCUCAUAUUGUCAUAUUAGAAGACGAAAUCGUCGCACAGGACGGAUGGUACCACCGAACUCGAGCUGCUAUAGAGUCGGCAGAGGAACAGACUCAGGAGAUUAAGGCAUCAAAGUGGUUGUACCUUUGUCUCUUCUAUACUAUCCUUGGCUGGAACUCUAGAGACUGGCCUAUCUUCCUCUUCUACUCCGUCAUCGCCAUCGCCUUUGUCGCUUCUUCGUUUCUCGGCUAUCGGCAAUAUCAACCAAGUUCGCGCACUAUUAUCUCGAAUGAAAUAAUACUUAUUGCAUGUGGAGUCUGUACACCUCUUUUAAUCGGGCUCUACUUUGCCGCAGGACGGGCGACAAUGUGCCCUAUCCCACAGGGCGUGCACCAGAUGCCACACUACGCCUCCUGCUCUCAAGCUUUCGCCUUUCCACGGACACGAGUCUCCGAUAUUGUAGGUUGGUAUAGUGAAAAGGGUAUUAGAGAAGCGAAUAAUCUUCUGGAGGAGUUUGCGGACAAUAAGGAGAUCCGUUGGGCUGUGACACCAAGCAUUGUACAACAUGUCGGACGGAAUAACUCUAAAACGAACAAAAAAGGUUCAGUGGCAAGGCUGUGGAAUUUUGAAUUUGAGAUGAAUGAUCCAGAUGUCCUGCGCGAAGAGCAUGAUCGCGCCAACAAUCAAGGAUAUUCCCAUUUCCUGGGCACUUAG